AUAAAAAAUACCCAAAUAAAUCAGUGAUCGCCACUCAAAAUCUCAUCUGUUAAUGAAAUCCAACCCCCAUCUCCACAUUUGUGCAUCGAUAUAUAUAUAUAGAAACUGUAUCUAUAUUUAUAGAAAAACCCAAUCAGAUUAGCGACAUGUGUUACUGUAUGCAUACAUGAUUACAUACAUACACAAUCGUUUUUUUUUUUUGUUAUGCGUUGCGUUUUUAUGCUGGCUCCCCACUCAAACAGAAAGAAGCUCGCUCUAGAUCUGAACCUUCGCUCCAAUCCCAUUACAAAAAAAAAUCUAGGGUUUGAAGGUUUCCAGUAGCUGGUUGUAAUUUAUUAAUUUUGUAAUUGUGGCGAAUUCCUAGGGUUUCUGCGGUUGAAUCAUCAAUUCUUUUUUUGUGCGAGUUGUUGAAGAAUUUGAUGCUGGAAAAAUUAACAUUAUAGCAAGUUUCCGAGUGUUCAGGAGUUCAGUUUGAUUGAUACUUAGAGUUUUGGAGCUUAAAGAAUUGAUUUUUUUUUCUGUAUGUAGCUCUGAUCUUACUCGAGAGUUCGAUAUUCGUAAUUUUGUUGGAUAGGAUUUAGAACUGAUUGGGCUGAAUGUGGGUUUUGAGAUAGGAGUGUGUGUGUGUGUGUGAAAUAUGGCGCUUAAGCUACCUGCUGGAGAAGCGGCUAAGGUAGCCAUUCACGCGAUUGGUCGUGGAUAUGAUAUUACCUUAGAUCUUAGGCUAAAGUAUUGUAAAGGCGAUUCGCGUUUGAUUGAGGUUGAUGACGAACAGGGUCGAGAGAUUGUUCUUCCGGGUGGAAUUUUGGUUCCGAAUGUUUCGAAAUCGAUCAAAUGUGAUAAAGGAGAGCGGACUCGGUUUCGUUCGGAUGUCCUGACUUUCCAGCAGAUGUCGGAGCAAUUAAAUCAAGAGCUAUCAUUGACCGGCAAAAUUCCUUCGGGGCUCUUCAAUGCUAUGUUCGAGUUUUCUGGUUGUUGGCAGAAAGAUGCAGCGUCUACCAAAACUCUUGCUUUCGAUGGAAUGUUUAUAACCCUCUACACAGUUGCGCUAGAAAAGUCUCAGAUGGUGCUUAAAGAUCACGUAAAGAAAGAAGUUCCGUCUUCGUGGCAGCCUGCAGCAUUGGCAAGGUUUAUUAAUAAAUUCGGGACUCAUGUCAUUGUUGGUUUAAAGAUGGGUGGCAAAGAUGUAGUUUACAUGAAACAACAGCAUUCUUCGUCACUUCAACCAACUGAUGUCCAGAAAAGAUUGAAAUCAAUGGCAGAUAAGAGGUUUUUGGAUGCAAAUGGACAAACCGAGCCUGAUUCCGAGCACAUAUUCCAGAGUGGGAAGAUUGAAGUGAGGGAGUCGCGCCUCCGAUUUGCAGAUACCAGCACAUCAAGUUCUUAUUCGCAUAAAGAUGACACUGUUAGCAUCUGCAAAAGGAGAGGUGGGAUUGAUAGUGCAAAUCUGGCCCACAACGAGUGGAUGCAAACAGUUCUAUUGGAGCCUGAUGUUAUUUCAAUGUCUUUUAUCCCGAUAACGUCCCUACUGAACGGUGUUCCUGGAAGUGGCUAUUUGAGUCAUGCCAUUAAUCUUUAUUUGCGCUAUAAGCCGCCAGUUGAAGAGCUUCAUCAGUUUCUUGAAUUCCAGCUGCCGAGGCAGUGGGCACCUGUAUUCAGCGAUCUUCCACUUGGUCCUCAAAGAAAGCAGCAAAGCGCGGCUUCGUUGCAAUUUAGUUUUAUGGGUCCGAAACUCUUCGUAAAUACCUCGGUGGUUGAUGUAGGUAAGAGGCCAGUUACUGGUCUUCGAUUGUACCUCGAAGGCAAAAGAAGCAACCGUUUAGCCAUACAUUUACAACACCUCUCCUCCCUCCCAAACAUUUUCCAACUCACCGACGACCCAAACGGCAAUAAUAAUCCCCACGAACCCUACGACCGCAAAUAUUACGAAAAAGUCCAAUGGAAGAACUUCUCCCACGUAUGCACAGCCCCUAUAGAAUCCGACGAUGAUCUCUCCAUAGUCACCGGAGCACAACUACAGGUCGAAAAUUACGGGUUCAAAAAUAUUCUCUUCCUCCGCCUCCGCUUCUCCACAGUUACAGGUGCUGUUCCGGUCAAGGACGAGUGGGAGGGAUCACCCGCAUUGGCGCGUAAGUCUGGGCUUAUUUCAACCCUGAUCAGUCAUCGUUUUACAGCUGUCAGUAAAGCGACGCCGCCACCUCAGCUGCCGGGUGAUGUGAAUAUAAACUCGGCUAUCUACCCUGGGGGGCCGCCUGUGCCUGCGCAAGCAUCGAAGCUGUUGAGGUUUGUCGAUGUGACGGAGAUGACGCGGGGCCCGCAGGAGCCGCCGGGUUAUUGGGUGGUUUCGGGAGCGAGGCUUUUGGUUGAGAAGGGGAAGAUUUCUCUUAGGGUUAAGUACUCGCUGCUUACUGCCGUUCAACCCGAUGAUGAUUUGCUGGAAUAAAUAAAAGAUCGAAGAAAGUGUAGCGAUUUUGGAGUGACCUAACAAAGAUUGUGCUACAAAGACUCUUACUAUUAGAGCGUGAUUGAUUGGCUGCGUAUUGACUUCGUGAAGAAUAAUACGCUUGUACAGAAUUGGCGCAGCGUCUAUUGUCGAUUUAUAUGAACGUGGUGAUGAAAACUGUACUUGUUGAACUGCGGUUUUGCCUUUUUUUUUUGGUUUUUUUUUUUUUUUUUUAACUCAUUUUUGUGUACUUGUUUGUAACUUUGUCAUUGUGUAUUCUAAAUGUAGAUUCCAUGAUUAGAAAUUUCAGAACCAUAAUUUGGUUCAGGUUAUUGUUGGUGCAUUUUUUAAUGACAAACUGAGUUGUAAGAAAUGAUCUGUUUAUAAUUUAUUAUGUUGCAGCAAUAGAUGAAA
This is a messenger RNA of Erythranthe guttata (spotted monkey flower), 2857 nucleotides long. Its product is annotated as MAC/Perforin domain-containing protein. NCBI's taxonomy places the organism in Eukaryota, Viridiplantae, Streptophyta, Magnoliopsida, Lamiales, Phrymaceae. Gene Ontology annotation, cellular component: plasma membrane. The record is from RefSeq and is a predicted model, not a curated record. Gene Ontology annotation, biological process: plant-type hypersensitive response; regulation of salicylic acid mediated signaling pathway.